Aspergillus melleus is the source of this 375-nucleotide messenger RNA. RefSeq names its product 60S ribosomal protein uL29 (gene rpl35). Gene Ontology annotation, molecular function: mRNA binding; structural constituent of ribosome. The coding region runs from base 1 to 375 and encodes 124 amino acids. Lineage: Eukaryota; Fungi; Ascomycota; Eurotiomycetes; Eurotiales; Aspergillaceae. Gene Ontology annotation, cellular component: cytosolic large ribosomal subunit; ribosome. The record is from RefSeq and is a predicted model, not a curated record. The transcript has 4 exons. Gene Ontology annotation, biological process: translation; maturation of LSU-rRNA from tricistronic rRNA transcript (SSU-rRNA, 5.8S rRNA, LSU-rRNA).
AUGUCGUCCAAGGUCAAGGCUGGUCAGCUCUGGGGAAAGAACAAGGAUGACCUCUCCAAGCAGCUGGAGGAGUUGAAGACCGAGCUUAACCAGCUCCGCGUGCAGCAGAUCACUGGCGGCGCUUCGUCCAAGUCUCACAGAAUUCACGACGUCCGCAAGUCGAUCGCUCGCGUUCUGACCGUCAUCAACGCCAACCAGCGCGCCCAGCUCCGUCUCUUCUACAAGAACAAGAAGCACAUCCCUCUUGACCUCCGCCCCAAGCUCACCCGUGAGCUGCGUCGCCGUCUUACCAAGCACGAGUCUACCGUGCAGACGGAGCGCAAGAGAAAGCAGCAGAUCCACUUCCCCCAGCGGAAGUACGCCAUCAAGGCUUAA